GCUGAGCGCCCGCUCGGGAUGUUAAGUGCACUUAUCUGCAGCAGGUACAGGUCCUGUCACUCUCACACUUGGGAUUGUGUUUGACAGCGCCGCGUGGCUAUUCUAGCUCUGAAGUGACUUUUUUUUCUCGAGUUUUUGGGGAACUUUUUCAGCAGAGAGACUUGUGGGAACAGUUAAAAUUGUCACAAAGUCACGUCUGCAAAUGAAGCUGGAAGUUUUCUGUGGGGGUCACUACGACUCCAAGCCCGUGGAGCUCUGCAGCGACGCAGAGGGCAGCAUCCCGUCUCCGAUGUCUGCGGAGGAAGAGCUGGGCUCGGAUGGAGACUGCGUGGCGCACAGUCCGGCACCUGUUCCUCCGGGCGCUGAGAGCAAAGGCAAGCCCUAUACCCGGAGACCCAAGCCCCCGUACUCUUACAUCGCUUUGAUUGCCAUGGCUAUCCGGGACUCGGACUCGGGCCGUCUCACUUUAGCCGAAAUCAAUGACUACCUCAUGAAAAAGUUCCCGUUUUUUAGAGGCAGCUACACCGGCUGGAGGAACUCGGUGCGCCACAAUCUGUCUCUAAACGACUGCUUUCUGAAGGUGCUUCGGGAUCCUUCCAGACCGUGGGGCAAAGACAACUACUGGAUGCUGAAUCCGCACAGCGAAUACACCUUUGCGGACGGAGUGUUUCGUCGAAGGAGAAAGCGCAUCAACAAAAAAACAGGCAAGGAGCCAGAGGGGCCGAGCCAAGCUGCUGCAGUGGACACCAGGGACUCUAUCGUUACGCCUCCUUCCAGCGCCAAGUUUACGAGUUCUUUCGCCAUUGACAGCAUCCUCAGCCGACCUUUCAGGAAAGAGGAACGCCCCGUUCACAAAGCUGACACCUGGCAAGGGGGAGUGGACAUGUUGCCUUAUGUCAUGCGGGGCUCCCCUGUCGCUCUCACUCACACGCAGGUGCUUCGAUCCUACGGGUCCCCCGAGGACCCUGCCAUCAGCUACCGUCACCAACGAGACUUUUUCCCUUUCCAGCUGACAUCCGAUUGUCUCUCGAUCCCACACACCACAGCAGUAGCACCCGUGCCAGCGUCUGCAUAUAGCCCGUUCAAGAUUGACUAUUUGUUGUCAUAAUAUUGGGUGGGUCUUGGGUGGGGAACUUCGGCACUUUCUGAGCACUUGUGACUUGACAAAGACAUUUUGCAAAACACAUUUCAUCCGCCUGCAUAAAUCGCCUUUUGGUAAAUCGUUCGGAAAGUUUUAUGCAAAAUGAAAAGGAGUGAACACAAAGUUGUGAACUAUUUAAUAUACUAUUUUUAUUGUGCUACUGAACGGUUGUGUUGUUCUAAGUUGUUUUCAAUGUAUUUAUUUGUCAUUUGUGUUUAAGUGUGUUGAACCAGGUGCCUCAAACGAUUCUUAUAAAAGUAAAAUAAGAUAGGCUUGUAUUCAUUUCAGAUUUACUAUUCAAGAUGAACUAUUCGAGAGACAAACUCAGUUUGAGUUCUUAUAUGAAAAGUGAGGCUCCUGCAUCAAUCUCGUUAACUGGAAUUAAUGUAUAUGUACUGACAGAAUGCAUGCACAUUUUAUAUUGAAUAAUAAAACAUUCUUUAAAAUUAAA
Messenger RNA from Ctenopharyngodon idella (grass carp), 1592 nucleotides. RefSeq names its product forkhead box Q1a (gene foxq1a). Gene Ontology annotation, biological process: anatomical structure morphogenesis; cell differentiation; regulation of transcription by RNA polymerase II. Gene Ontology annotation, molecular function: DNA-binding transcription factor activity, RNA polymerase II-specific; RNA polymerase II cis-regulatory region sequence-specific DNA binding. The record is from RefSeq and is a predicted model, not a curated record. NCBI's taxonomy places the organism in Eukaryota, Metazoa, Chordata, Actinopteri, Cypriniformes, Xenocyprididae. Bases 203 to 1108 code for a protein of 301 amino acids. The transcript has a single exon.